Suillus subaureus is the source of this 417-nucleotide messenger RNA. RefSeq lists its product as uncharacterized. The record is from RefSeq and is a predicted model, not a curated record. NCBI's taxonomy places the organism in Eukaryota, Fungi, Basidiomycota, Agaricomycetes, Boletales, Suillaceae. The transcript has a single exon. The annotation marks the transcript as partial.
AAGACUUGGUUGUUCAACAACAGGAAAAAGAAGGAAAGGAAGGACAUGAUAAAGUAUGGGAGGAAACAGACCUCUAGGAUGGUGAUCUACCAGCAGAACUGGGAAGAGGUGCUAAAGAGGAUUGAGGAUAAGUCCAGGGCAAAGCCAGGAGGUUCUGGUAUGUUCAAGCAUUAUCAGGUGGCUGUGAAGAGAGUCAUGGCUGAAUUGUCUGAUGACAAGUUGGAGAAGGCAAAGGAAACAGCCAAAGAAUGGUCCAACAACUUUCCUCCUCCCAAGAUACAGGCACAAGUUGCUUGUAAGAAGGGACCUGUGUAUAUGGAGCACUUUUUGAAGGAGAUGUGGAGGCAAUGUGGGAUAAGAGUGUUUGUGAUGUUGGCUUGGAAGAAUGAACAGGGAGAGGUGCUGUUCAGGAUGUAA